This is a messenger RNA of Pyricularia oryzae 70-15, 405 nucleotides long. RefSeq lists its product as uncharacterized. NCBI's taxonomy places the organism in Eukaryota, Fungi, Ascomycota, Sordariomycetes, Magnaporthales, Pyriculariaceae. The transcript has a single exon. The coding region runs from base 1 to 405 and encodes 134 amino acids. The record is from RefSeq and is a predicted model, not a curated record.
AUGUAUUUCGCCACUGCCUUUGCUAUCGCUGCUGUCUUAGCCUUCGGGCCGGACAAUGUUAUCGCUAGCAGGCGAAUGUGUAUACUCACACUUGCCGAAAAAACCCAAAAUCCCGAGAAACCGAAUUUUUUAGAGGACACCUAUCAAGAGGUUGAAGCCCCAGCAGCAGCUAUGUUAUCAUAUGGUGGUCAUGAAAUUCAUUUUGAACUUGACAAGAAUUGCUGGCCAAGGUUGAGGCACGGCAGCGCUGUACCACCGGGGUAUAGUGCGCAUAUUUACUCAGAGGGAAGCGAUAAAUACCCCCCUACAUCGGCGGUUAUCGAGGGUACUCAUGUUCAGAAACUGCCGGGUUUUAACCCCAAAGGAAACGUUCGCUUUUAUGAAAAACUCAUAGGAUUAAGUUGA